Messenger RNA from Durio zibethinus, 513 nucleotides. Its product is annotated as NAD(P)H-quinone oxidoreductase subunit O, chloroplastic-like. Gene Ontology annotation, molecular function: oxidoreductase activity, acting on NAD(P)H, quinone or similar compound as acceptor. Lineage: Eukaryota; Viridiplantae; Streptophyta; Magnoliopsida; Malvales; Malvaceae. Gene Ontology annotation, cellular component: plasma membrane. The record is from RefSeq and is a predicted model, not a curated record.
AUGGCAUUCUCUGCUGGUGCUCUCUCUCACAACUCUUUCUCAUGCCUCUCUUCAUUCCCACAAUCCUUAACAAGAAGAAACCAUCUUCGGUUUUCAUCAAUUACACUCAUAAAAGCUGCUGUUGAACCUGAAAAAGAAAAGGCUGCCACUUCUACUGCUACUACUGCUACUACACAGACCAAAAAAGCUGAAGGGUCUAGCAAUGCUCAACCUCAAAGCACAGCUACUAAGCCAUUUUCCAAAAAGCCUGUGCAUUCCAUGAAGAAAGGUCAGAUUGUGAGGGUGGACAAAGAUAAGUAUCUCAACAGUAUUAAUUAUCUACCUGUAGGGCAUCCCCCCUAUUACAAAGGCUUGGACUACAUACACGAAGACCGUGGUGAGGUCCUGGAUCUACGUAUUUUUGAGACCGGAGAAUAUGCACUAGUUGCAUGGGUUGGCAUCCCAACAGCACCUGCUUGGCUUCCCACGGACAUGCUUAUCAAGUCUGAGAAGCUCAACUAUGAGAGAUUGUGA